CUUGGCCAGAAGCGACACCAUUUAUAUUUUCAGAUUGCAUGGCACAGCUGUGGGUCUCCAGAGGGACUCGCUUCCUGACGAGGAUCUUUCCACGGCGCGGCAGCGCUCCGGUACUGUAUUGCGAGUCGGUCGCGGGGCGGAGCCCUGGAGGAGAGACGCGCGGCAAUCCGAUUUAAACUCCGCCCCUCGGGGGACAAUAGGGGGGGUGCUUUUAGUGCUUCGAAGCGCCUCCGCUGUUGUAUCCCUCUGCGCGCUCAGUAGUAGAACGAACUCGGGCAGGUGAGCACGCCCGCGCCUCCCUCGGCCCGGAGAUGGGAGAGCCGCUUCAAACUUCGAGCGAGAGAGACCGGGCUAAGGCUGGAAGAGCCACGCGCCUUUUUGGCUGAAUGAAAUGAAAUAAAAACAAAACAGAAUCAAAGCAAAACCGUGAGCAAGGUUGGAGAAGAAGGAAAGAAAACGGGAGAGGGAAUCGGUUCAGUCACGGCAGACCGUGGUGCAACCCUCAUCUGUCCUGUUGUUCCGUGCAUGGGAAAGAAGCAAAGGAGAAGCGAUUCUCUUUGGUGACUAGAGCCACUCUAAGGCCACCGGGAGGACCAGGUCUUAUGUGAUAACCUGGAUUAUGAUUCCUGUCUCCACAAUUCAGGAGGUCUUCUCAGAUAUAUAAGGCUGCUCACCAUAGACAAGAAUUAAAGGGAGAAAAAGAUCCUCUUUUUUUAUCAUACCAUGAAAGGUUCUGCAGACUCCAAACAUCCAAACAGAAAAGGAGAGUGUUUUCCCCCUUCUUAUUCAAAUACCACUUCAAGUGCAUUCCACUGCCAAAGAAAUAAUACCUCAGGAGAAGCCUUGACUUUAUUUUGAAAUUUAACCUGCCUGCAGAGAAUAUGGGGCUAACGGGAGGAUCAAAAAUUAUGGAGAACUGGACAAGCCUAACGAAAAUGGAACUCUACUCUAGGCUGAACUUGCCAGGCCUUGCAAAACCUUACAGUGACCUGCCUGCUGACCCCAAACAAGAUCUGAAGGACAGCACCAAUUUGGUUGAGGUGCAGAUUGUCCUUAUCUGUGCCUACUGUGUUAUUAUUUUGCUAGGGUUAGUGGGCAACUCCUUGGUAAUUCACGUGGUGAUCAAGUUCAAGAGCAUGCGCACUGUGACUAACUUCUUCAUUGCCAACUUGGCAGUGGCCGAUCUGCUGGUGAACACACUCUGUCUGCCUUUCACCUUAGUUUACACAUUGCUGGGAGAAUGGAAGCUUGGCCCUGCACUGUGUCACCUUGUGCCUUAUGCCCAAGGCCUUGCAGUUCAGGUAUCUAUAGUUACUUUGACUGUGAUAGCCUUGGAUCGGCACCGCUGCAUUGUGUAUCACCUGGAGAGCAAAAUCUCCAAGAGAAUCAGCUUCUUAAUCAUUGGGGUGGCCUGGGGUGGCAGUGCUGUCUUGGCCAGUCCUCUGGCCAUCUUCCGGGAGUAUUUCUCCAUUGAGCUCAAUCAGGACUUAAAGAUGGUAGUCUGUGCUGAGGCCUGGCCCAGGGAAGGGCUGGUCAAUUUUGGGACCAUCUACAGCAUCUUAAUGCUCUUGAUCCAAUAUGUCUUGCCUCUGGUGAUCAUCUCCUAUGCUUAUAUCCGUAUCUGGAGUAAACUAAAGAGCCAUGCCAGUCCUGGGGCAGGGAAUGAUCACUACCACCAGAGGCGCCGGAAAACUACCAAGAUGCUGGUAUGUGUCGUGGUGGUGUUUGCGGUCUGCUGGCUGCCUUUUCACAUCUUCCAGCUUGUCAGUGAUAUAGACAGCAAAGUGAUGGUUCUGCAGGAAUACAAACUGAUCUACACGCUCUUUCAUGUCAUUGCGAUGUGCUCAACUUUUGCCAAUCCCCUCCUCUACGGCUGGAUGAAUAACAACUACAGAACAGCUUUCCUGACAGCCUUCCGGUGUGAACAGCGACUGGAUUCCAUCCAUCCAGAGGUAUCACCUGCACUCAAAGCCAAGAAAAACCUGGAGGUAAAAGAAGAUCAUUGCAAUGGAUCCCCGUUCUCGCAGCCUACAAGUGUCUAAGGGGUCAAACUAUACAUGACAAUGGGAAUACAUGAGCACAUACCCAUCUCUUAAUAUUUUUUUGCAAAUGGAUACGGGGGAGGGAUAUGGAUUAGGACUUGGGGGGAGGAAAAGUUGUGAAUGGGAAAUAGCAUAGAGGGAAAGGGGUUAAGCCUCUUUCCCUUGGGGUUCUCAUCCCAUUCUCCACUCAAGUUGCCUUUGCACUAAUUUGAAAGAGAUGAAAGUGCAUUCGUGCAUCUCUGUUGCAUGUCUUGUUUGAUGCUAAGAAAGAAGCAAAGCUGGACAAAAUGUGAGUGCGAGAGAUAAUAGCUUGAGGCUGAUAUGCUGUUGGAUGUCCUUGGACAUACUGUUGAGGCAUAUACAUCUUAUGAACUGGAUGAAAUCUGAGAAGGUUAAAGAAUCUCUCUGUACAUUUUCAAGGGCCACACCAUUUGUCCUCGGGUAUAAAGUCAGUUCCAAAGAACUAUAAAAGAGUAACCUGGUUUAUUGUUGCGUACAGUGAGUUAAGAAGUCCAGACAGUAGUCAUACAGAAAAAAGGGUUUACCAUUGUCAAUGCACAUUUUUAAAAGUGAGGAGACAAGAUGGUAGUUGGAUGCAGAUGACAGCAAAACGUUUGGAUGCUGAGCACAUAGUACAGUCUUUAGGUCAAAGGCUCAAACUAACCUCUAGUGGCAAAGCUGAAAAUUGCAGUUGAAGCUCAAACUUGCAUUUUGUUGUUGAAAGAAGUGGGUUUCCUAAAUGUCAGGGCACUCUGUGGUUUUUCAUUUUCCUUUGAUGUACCUGAAAUACAUGUUUUCCUGCUAAAGUUAGACCCAAAGUCAGCAAGAUGUAAACAUAUAUUUUUUAGUCAUUUGCAAUGAAAUUCUGAAGGACCAACCACCAGUUUCAAACCUAGGUGUCUCUUUAUAUCACACUUGAAGUUUAAAUGAUGAAGACGGUGGCACCCAGGUUGAUAUUUGUUGUGCAGUUUAUUACCAAGAGUUGAGCACAUACAUGACAUCUAUUGAAUAUGUUUUGCAGUCAUUUUCUAGAAGGAGAUGGGAAGGGGGUGAGUUUUACAUGAAAGGUUACGCCUCAUUAAAGAGAUCCAUAUUUUUUUGCAACUGGUUCUGACAGAAGUGAAUGUAGUUUUCUUUCUCUCUCACUAACUUUACCAUUUUUGUGCCAUUCAUUCAUUCACCAAAAUGAGCUUAUUUUUUCUGCUCAUUUCUUUUAGCUGAGAUCAAACCUGCACCCCCCCAUCCAGUCCCAAUGAUCCUAGAGGCCAGCUGUUCCACCAUUCUGUCUUGUGGCUCACCCCAUUGUUCAGAACAGUUUUGCCUAAAAUAUAACAGGAUAUACGUGGGUGCAAUGGCACCAAUUCAUGAUCUUUUAAAAUUUUCCGAUAAAAAUCUGAGCCUGCUUAUGGAAAGCUUAGUAUUGGAUGAGGAACAAAACUGAACUGAUAAGAAAAGCAAGUGUCCUGGGGAGGAUACCUGUUUAUUCUCAAGGCAAGUCUGGGGCAUUUUGGGUGCAUGCAUGCCUUGUUGUGAGGAAAUUACAGAGGCUUGUACUUUCAGCUAUUUUACAGCCCAAUCCAUACUUAAGUGAUUGAAGGUAAUCCAAUUUAUUCUAAGUGGUGUUAAAUUGACUCAGAUCCUAGUAUUCAUUUUUAAUGGGUUGCAGUUCGAGCUGUUGGCAUCAUUCUCUCUUGAGGUUUGAAACCCUGCUUUAUUGCUAGAUGAUAAAACAGGGCAGGAUUUGAUCCUUUAGAAAUGCUGCUUGAUGCUGCUCCAUCUAGCUCAAUGGUAAUGUCUUUUUUUCUUUUGACAAUCUGUGCUUUUAUGUUGCACAUCUUGCCUGGGAUCUUUGCCCAUCAUUGCACUUCCCACAAUUACAAACAUCCAAAUGGAAUGUAAAGUAGACAUCAGUGUGCUGUUCUGUCAUUGUACACCAACAAAUGAAGUUUGCAUGUGUGGUUGUUAAGAGUUCAGUUCUGUCUGCUCAGGUAUAAGAUUUGACUCUCCUGUAAAUGCACAGCUAUAGAUGGCAAUGCACACGUCUUCGGUGUAUUUUGUUUGCUUCCCCCACCCCUGGAAUCAUUAAAGUUAU
Messenger RNA from Rhineura floridana, 4134 nucleotides. It is a transcript of the gene NPY2R, whose product is annotated as neuropeptide Y receptor Y2. Gene Ontology annotation, cellular component: membrane. Gene Ontology annotation, molecular function: neuropeptide Y receptor activity. The transcript is spliced from 5 exons. Lineage: Eukaryota; Metazoa; Chordata; Lepidosauria; Squamata; Rhineuridae. The record is from RefSeq and is a predicted model, not a curated record. Gene Ontology annotation, biological process: G protein-coupled receptor signaling pathway. The coding region runs from base 882 to 2042 and encodes 386 amino acids.